AAAUAGUUUUUUUUUUAAUCUUUACAAAUUAGCUAUCAUACUCUUGUAUUUAGGAUGACUGCAAGUAUAAUGCUUUUGGAUUACAAUAACUUAGUAGGGUCUCUAAGCAAUCCAUGACGUCCAUGUUUAUUGGCACUCUUAGAAGGGUGACAGAUUUCAUCCUCUAUAAAUUUAUUAAAAGCUAAGUGAUAAAUAUUCAUAGAUAUGCGACCAAACAUGUGGACCAAAAAAGAGCCCAAGGGAACAAGGAAAGGGCUCCAUAAUUGCUAUGAUGAUGAUCUUCUUACCUAAUUUAUCGAUAAUGUUACUUUAAUAUUCCUUAUCCACACAAUGGAGGGUGGAUAUCCCAAUAAUAUUAUUGUCAUAUAUAAUUCGUCAUUACACAUGACGGGAAAGAAUUUUCUCCCCCAGCAAAUUAACCAAACAAAAAGGAACAAAAGAGCAUGGCUAAGUUUGGAAGUGAUCGAGAAUCGUAUAGAAGCCAAUGGCCAAAUGAGAAUAGACAAGUCCACGUAACAAGGAGCCACACGCGCGGCCGGCAAAAAGAAUGGAGAACUCCACAUAUAAGCAGGAGAGACCACCCUCAAAGCCAACCAAAUAUAUCGAAGAAGAAGAAGAAGGAACAUGGAGAUUCAGUCUCAGAGCUCUGUCCCCCUCAAGUAAUCAUUCCCCUAACUUCAUCUUCCUUCUUCUUGGAAGUGACGCCUGAAGGAAACUCAGUAGACUUGUGCUGCAAAACUGGAGAGGGUUGGACAUGUGUGGUAACCAAGACCUCAGGCCCAGAUGCCGGAAAAUCCAUUAAAUGUGAUGAGAAUUGCUCACUUACUAUCGAGGGGGACAAAGUGUGCAAAGAGGAGUCGAAGGAGGUUGGUGACACAGCUUGCUGCAAAUGUGGUGAAGGUUGGAGCUGUGUCAUUUCCAAAGCCUGACUGAAUGCUAUGUGCCACAUGUACCACUUAUCUUGAUAAUACAUGCCAAAUAAAUUCCGUCCUCAUUAUGCUGCAGAAAAUAAAGGAUUGUGUAUCACCAUGAAGGUUUUGCACAACCAACAGCUGUCUGUAUUACCGACACGCUGUUUAAUUAGUUCUUGUCAUGGUUUAUAUCUAAUAUUGGCUCUU
Messenger RNA from Neltuma alba, 1118 nucleotides. RefSeq lists its product as uncharacterized. The record is from RefSeq and is a predicted model, not a curated record. NCBI's taxonomy places the organism in Eukaryota, Viridiplantae, Streptophyta, Magnoliopsida, Fabales, Fabaceae. Bases 444 to 929 code for a protein of 161 amino acids. The transcript is spliced from 4 exons.